ACAAGGAUACCAUUGGCAUAACUUAAUUUAUUUUAAAGGUUUGUUUGGGCACAACUAAUGUGCCAUGUCUAAUAUUUACGAAAAUUAAAUAUUUAAUGUGAUGCUUAGUGUUUUAUAUUAUAUGUUUGCCAACAGAUGACCGUCAGAAGAUAUACAUUACAAUAAUAUUAUAUAUUAAGUAUACCAAUUUUAAAAUUCUGCAUCAGUCAUAAUAAUAUUAUCACGAUGGACAUUUGGAACGAAAACAACCACGUCUUCAACAUUAGAUUGGCAAAGCUUAUAGGAUUGUUUCAAAUAUUAAACCCUGGAUCCAUUAAAUUUCUUGGCCGAAAUGUGUACCACAUUGUAGUGGCAAUCAAUAUGCUUUUUGUGUGUAUCGUCGCGAUGGUCUUCUUCGCUAGUGGUGUGUACUAUUGGUCGGACGGUGUUCUUGUAGGCGUAGAUUAUGGUUGGAAAGGAAUAACCGCGUUGUUCCUGACGUACAAAAUGUGGAAAGUCGUCUACCACUCUAACGACAUAUGGGACUGCUUAACGAUCACGCGGUACGAUUUUACAUCGCAAAACCUCCGGGACAGACAAAUUUUAGAUCGUUGGCGAGAACGUUCGGUGUGGAUCACGAACACGAUGGCCAUUGCGUAUUUGAUGUCACUGGUGAUUUUACUGAGCGGUUCUCUGAUGUUCCGUCACGAUACAUUGACGGUCAAAAAUCACGACGGUUCGGUCGGCAAUUACCGACAGAACAUAAUGAAUUUGUAUUUCAUAGUAACUGACGAAACGUACAACGCGCACUACAAAACGUUUUACUUCAUCGAGAUGUUGUUCACCGUCGGCGGGGGAACAUUGUUCACCGCAUUCGAUGUUCUUCUUGUGACACUGUGCCUGGCCAUAUCCUGCCAGUUUCAAGUGGUUAACGCUAAGUUCGAGUCUGUCGGAUAUAAAUCGCUCUGUGACUCUCGUACCAAAAUUUCUGAUAACAAAGAUGAAAAACAAAAUAUAUCGAACGAACACGAUUUAAUAUAUGACGAAUUAAUAUCAAUUAUAAAGGAUCAUCAAGAAGUUAUAAAAAAGAUUCAAUCAUAUUCGCAUUGUACAGCAGUAACUGGACCGAAAUGAAUAUGAAGUGUAAAAAGUUGAUAUUAUUGACAAUGAAAAUGAAUAAUGCUAACCAAAAAAAGUUAAAAUUUACAAGGACAAAAAUUGUAAACUUGGAAUUGUUUUAUAAUAUAAUCCGUAGUUGUUACAAUGUUGUGUGGUUUUUAAUAAACUAUAUAAAAGUAAAGUAUGAAUUAUAAUUUAUUGUUGAUCAUGAUUUAUUUAUUUAGUUAAGUUGUACGUUGAUUGCACUAUGAUUUGAUUAUCGUCCAAACAAAUGUAAAUUCUAGGCAUACAUACUUAAAUAUUAACAAUUAACAUAGUUAAUAGAUUAAAUACAUAUAGGUGCGGGCUGUGGAUGAUAAUUGUUUUCUGUAUAAAGAGAACAAUUAGAAUCGUUCUGUUUUUUUGUUUAUAGAAACUUAUUAAACUAUGAUGUAUUAUGUAUUUUGUGUGU
Messenger RNA from Acyrthosiphon pisum (pea aphid), 1549 nucleotides. RefSeq lists its product as uncharacterized. NCBI's taxonomy places the organism in Eukaryota, Metazoa, Arthropoda, Insecta, Hemiptera, Aphididae. Gene Ontology annotation, cellular component: membrane. Bases 226 to 1113 code for a protein of 295 amino acids. The transcript has 4 exons. Gene Ontology annotation, molecular function: olfactory receptor activity; odorant binding. The record is from RefSeq and is a predicted model, not a curated record. Gene Ontology annotation, biological process: sensory perception of smell.